AUGUCCACCCUCCAGGCCAAUCCCAGCUCUUUACGCCAAACUGUGAGCCUCUAUCCAUUUUGGGAGUGGCGGUUUGAGGUCUCGCACACCGACACCGUCUCCGUCCGACUCGUUUACGGUAUCGCCGAUAGAGAUGGUACCGAACUUGCCCUGAACAAGUGGUAUCGUUUCAGCGGCACCCGAUCCAAGAUUAGCACUGCUCGUGGCUGUACGAUGGAGAUUGAGGGGAGCUGCGAUCGCCAGAGGGUUGCCGAGCUGACACCAGCUACGAGCGCCUCAACAGUGCAUAUGAACUUGCACGUCCUUCUGGACCGUCUGCGUCAUGAGGCGGUGGGGGCCAAGCCUCCCACCACAGGUCCGCGUGUCAUGAUCGUUGGCCCUAACAGCGUCGGCAAGACGACAAUGGCACGAACACUUACAGCAUACGCAGUGAAGACGGGCUUCCAACCCAUCGUUGUCAACAUGAACCCGCGAGAGGGUAUGCUGCCCCUGCCUGGCACCCUCACGGCCGCGACUUUCGCGACCAUGAUGACCAUCGAGAGCGAGGGCACCGGCGCCUGGAGUGGUACCCCUACAAGUGGUCCCGCCGAGGUACAGCCAAAGCUGCCGCUCGUCUACUACUACGGCCGCGAGCACGCCACGGAUGACCUUCAGCUUUACAAAGAGGUCGCCUCAAAGCUUGCAGGCGCCGUCACCAGCCGGAUGAGCGAGGACAACGACGCCAAGACUGCAGGCCUGAUCAUCGACACACCGGGUGUCGGCUUGGUAGGAAAGUUGGGCGAUGCGGAGAUGGAAAUCAUGGCCCACGUGAUAGAGGAGUUCUCGGUGAAUGCCAUCAUCGUGCUAGGCUCGCAUGCCGGCAGUGAGGCUCUGCGGAAGCGAUUCCACGGCGAGAAGACAACGUUAGGCGAUGUGAUCAAUGUCGUGAGCCUCGACGAGAAACCCGAUGGUGUGGUGGAGAAUGACCAGGCGUGGCUGCUGGCUUGUCAACAUGCAGCAAUUAAGGAGUACUUUUACGGAGACAGCAAGACGACCCUGAGCGCCCCAAAGCAGAUGGUAGAUUUCGACAGCGUCACGAUCUACCGGGUUCCUGAUCCUACCGAUUCACCCGAGCUCCGUGGUCUCGAGAGGCUUGACCCAAGUCCAGCUCUCUCACACUGGACCAUGCCCGUCAUGAACGCCAAGGCGAAUGAGUCUCCAGAGUCCAUCCGCACGGCCUCGGUCCAGGGCUUUGUCUACAUCACCGACGUCAAUAAGGAUCGCCGCAAGAUUAGUAUUCUAGCACCCGCAAGUGGUCGUGAUCCACAGAAGCCCCUACUUCUGGGCUCUUGGCCUGAGCAGUUCAUCAAUCUCGUCGGCUGA
This is a messenger RNA of Cryphonectria parasitica EP155, 1362 nucleotides long. RefSeq lists its product as uncharacterized. Gene Ontology annotation, biological process: tRNA splicing, via endonucleolytic cleavage and ligation. The record is from RefSeq and is a predicted model, not a curated record. Gene Ontology annotation, cellular component: mRNA cleavage factor complex; nucleus. NCBI's taxonomy places the organism in Eukaryota, Fungi, Ascomycota, Sordariomycetes, Diaporthales, Cryphonectriaceae. The transcript has 2 exons. Gene Ontology annotation, molecular function: ATP hydrolysis activity; polynucleotide 5'-hydroxyl-kinase activity. Bases 1 to 1362 code for a protein of 453 amino acids.